UGAGUCAACAGCGCGGGCGGCCGCAGGAGGCGGCGGCGCGGCGGCUCGGAGGCGCCGGGGCCUCUCGGGGCCGCGCGGGGCCCGGGUGGAGGAGGCGACGGCGGCGGCGCGGCGAGAGGAGGAGGCCGCAGAGGAGGAGGGCGGCGUCCAUGAGGCCGGCCCGUGCCUGGAGGAGGAGGCCAUGAACGGCGACCGGACCGAGAGCGACUGGCAGGGGCUGGUGAGCGAGUACCUGGUGUGUAAAAGAAAGCUGGAGAGUAAGAAGGAAGCCCUGCUGAUCCUUUCCAAGGAGCUGGACACAUGCCAGCAGGAAAGGGACCAGUACAAACUCAUGGCCAAUCAGCUUCGAGAGCGCCACCAGUCCCUAAAGAAGAAGUACCGUGAGCUGAUCGAUGGCGAUCCCUCACUUCCCCCUGAAAAGAGGAAACAGGCUAAUCUUGCACAACUAUUGAGAGAUUCUCAGGACCGAAAUAAACAUCUGGGAGAAGAAAUUAAAGAACUUCAGCAAAGGCUUGGAGAAGUCCAGGGCGACAAUAAGCUCUUGAGAAUGACAAUUGCCAAACAGAGGCUGGGAGACGAAGAAAUCGGCGUGCGGCACUUUGCAGCCCAUGAGCGUGAAGAUUUGGUUCAGCAGCUGGAGAGAGCAAAGGAACAGAUUGAGUCUCUGGAGCAUGACCUGCAGGCCUCUAUGGACGAGCUUCAGGAUGUUAAAGAAGAGCGGUCUUCCUACCAGGACAAAGUCGAGAGGCUCAACCAGGAGCUAAACCACAUCCUGAGCGGCCACGAGAACCGAAUCAUUGACGUGGAUGCCCUAUGUAUGGAGAACAGGUACCUUCAAGAGAGAUUAAAGCAACUUCAUGAAGAGGUCAACCUCUUGAAAUCUAACAUUGCCAAAUACAAGAAUGCUCUUGAGAGACGGAAAAACUCAAAAGGCCAGGGUAAAUCCAGCAGCAGUGCUCUGACUGGAGUCCUGUCUGCAAAGCAAGUUCAGGAUCUGUUAUCUGAGGACCACGGGUGCAGUCUCCCAGCUACUCCACAGUCCAUCUCUGAUCUGAAAUCUCUGGCAACAGCCCUGUUGGAGACAAUCCAUGAGAAAAACAUGGUGAUCCAGCACCAGAGGCAGACCAACAAAAUCCUAGGGAAUCGGGUGGCUGAACUGGAGAAAAAAUUAAGAACUCUGGAAGUUUCUGGUUUGUGGAGUCUUCCAGGCCUGAGCUACAAUGUUUCCGUAGGAUUUGGGAGAGGCAAAGACACCAUACUGUUUGGUGACCCCGCUCUUCCCACCACGCAGAGGUCGAGAUCCCCACUGCUCAAGUUCGUCGAGCAGCUCGCUGAGAACAAAGCGAGUCCCAAGGAUGGGGCGGCUCAGAAGCAAGAACGAGAUGAAAGUCGUGCCGCUGCCGAGGCGUUGACAGUGCGGGAGGACGCUGGGAAGCCCGCCGUUAGCUCCCCAGCAAAUCAGAGCCACAGGAGCCAACGCGAGCACUUUCAUCCCUCAUUACCCCAGCUACCUUCUGAGGAAGAAGAAGUAAACAGGCUUGGAAGGGAAAUCGUGAAACCGACAGAGGAGCAGGCAGCUGCCAAACCAGAAGGGGUCACAAGAGAGAGUCCCGUGGAGAGUCGGAGGGACGAGAUGGGGCCAUCCCCGCCGGGCCUGGCCGCCAGUGGGUCGUGCCCCAAACCUUGCCCGGACUCUACUGAGUCCAGCCAGCCUGCAGCAGAAGCUCCCACCCUGGAAGAUGGCAAGGAGGCCCCAGAGAGUGGAGGUGGGAGGAACACCAUGAAAACUUGAAGGGGAACGAGGUCAGGCAUGAUGACACAUUGAAGGCACCCGGGAUGGUAAAGAAUUACCAGGACAGCUCACCGAAGUCGCUUUCUCCUAAAACACCUCCGAGUCUGCAAGCGAAAAAGGACACACAGCUCCUGUUGCAAACUGUGAAUAUUCUGAUGAUGCCAGCGCAGUUCGAUUUAUUAAAUGCGGGUCCUCAA
Messenger RNA from Balaenoptera acutorostrata (minke whale), 1989 nucleotides. It is a transcript of the gene CCDC149, whose product is annotated as coiled-coil domain containing 149. Lineage: Eukaryota; Metazoa; Chordata; Mammalia; Artiodactyla; Balaenopteridae. The record is from RefSeq and is a predicted model, not a curated record.